Molecule: messenger RNA, 1018 nt
Organism: Caenorhabditis elegans
Lineage: Eukaryota; Metazoa; Nematoda; Chromadorea; Rhabditida; Rhabditidae
Source: the annotation of a RefSeq genome assembly
AAUGGCUGUUCCGUUUUAUCUUCACGCUUGCCAAUACUGUGCAUAUGUUAUUGCAAUGAUUGCCAACUUUCUUUUGUUACACUUGAUAAAAGUAAGAGCUGGAGCUUCAUUUGGAAAAUAUCGAAUCUUGAUGAUGUCGCUUGCGAUGUAUGCAAUAUUUUAUGCAAAUAUUGAAAUUUUAACGUUACCGGUGAUGUACAUUCAAGGAUCUGGAAUGUUGUUUUAUGUCGAUAGUCUUUUGAAAUAUCAUGAAAAUGAAGGACUAGGUAUUGCAAUUGUGUAUUGUGGAUGUUUAGCACUUUGCAUUUCCAUGUUAACGACACAUUUCAUUUUUCGAUACAUUGCCGUUUGCAGAUCACAACACCUGAAGUUUUUUAAAGGAAAUAAUAUAUUUUCUCUAUUUGUUCCACCCUUCACGUUGUUUAUAAUCUGGUCCAUUUCAAUGUAUGUCAACUACAGACCUAUUCAACUGAAAAAAGAUUUCUUUCAAAAAAUAGUGAAAGAGUUGUAUGAAGAAGAUAUGGAUAAGAUUGCAUUCAUUGCUCCGUUGUAUUAUACACAUCAAGUUGAUGGUAGGCUGUUACUUCGAUAUACUGAUUUGUUUGGGGCUCUGUUAAGUUGCCCCAUUAUGAGUACUUGCUUCACCACCUGUUUAUUUUGCGCUUUCAAAACGUACAAAAAGCUUCACGACGCGUCUGUUCAAAUGAGCAAGAAGACACGGUCCCUAAGCAAACAAUUAUUUUGGAGUCUUGCUCUUCAAACUCUUCUACCAUGUUUUACGCAGUACAUCCCAGUUGGACUCGUCUUCAUUCUUCCGAUUUUUGAGAUUGAAGUUGGAAAAUACAUCAAUAUUGUCGGAGUCACGUGCAGUUUAUAUCCUGCUUCAGAUCCUCUCAUUGCAAUUUUUAUAAUCGACCGAUUCAGAAAUUAUGUUUUGAGAAAAGAGACAAAAUCUUCUAUGAAGGUUUCAAAAAUUUCACAAACAUACAAGUCAUAUGGGGAUACUUCAAAUGGAUGA